AUACGCUUGCGGACACGCCCACAAACACGUGCUGUGGCUUCGUCGUUGAAUGGCAAAACGUUGUGCAGCGGGAGAAGGAGAGCUGCAGGGAAACGAGGAGAUGAUUUCUCCAGCCAAGAAGCUGUGUACCAGUGCAGUGAGCGGACUCCGUAGGAUCGCAGUUGAAGGAAACAUAGCUGCCGGCAAAUCCACCUUCCUCCGCCUGCUGAAAGAGAGCUCUCCGGCAUAUCACGUCAUCUCAGAGCCCAUCACCAAGUGGCAGAACGUGGACUCCCCCGGUGACUCAGUGACAGCCUCUCAGCAGUGCGGGGGGAAUCUACUGGACAUGUUCUACAGAGAACCAAAGAGAUGGGCCUACACCUUUCAGACGUAUGCAUGUCUGAGUAGGCUGAAGGCUCAGCUGAGACAGUUGCCUCAGGAGGUAGCCAGUCAGCCAAACUCCACCAUCUUCUUUGAGAGAUCUGUCCACAGUGACAAGCUGGUAUUUGCAGAGAACUGCCAUGACUCUGGUCUCCUCUCGGAUGUGGAGUGGAACAUCUACUGCGACUGGCACAGCUUUCUGCUCGAGUCUCUGCCUCUCCAUUUCGAUGCCUUCAUUUACCUCAAGACCACUCCCCAGGUAAAUGUAAGUCACACUCUCACGUUAGAUCAACACAAUGUGAGUGAAGUGUGUUGCAAUUGAAGCAAUUGAUGUCGAGUUGUGCAACAUGUACUUAUGACAUGACAUGUAUGUAAUAUACUAGAAUGAGCUUAUACUGGAAAUUUGCUCUGUGUUUCAGUUUUUCUUUGGCAUCAUGACAAAACUAAGGAUAACGACAAACUCCAUGUUGGUGGUGUUUUAGUUUUUUCACCUCUCUCUCUUCAGACCACGUGGGAGAGGAUGCAGAAGAGAGGAAGACCCGAGGAACAAGACGUCGCCCUCGACUACCUGAAGUCUCUCCAUGAAAAACACGAAAAGUGGCUGUUGGACUCUGAAAACAAAAUGAAUGUUCCAGAUGGAUCCCGUCCCCCUGUUCUGGUACUGGAAUGUGACAGUGAGUUUGAAGAAGACAAACAGAGACUUCAAGAGCACCUGGACAGAGUAGCAGAGUUUAUAUCGUCUCUCUCUCCUCGUCUAUGAUGCUUUAUACAACAACA
This is a messenger RNA of Geodia barretti, 1137 nucleotides long. The record is from the annotation of a GenBank genome assembly. NCBI's taxonomy places the organism in Eukaryota, Metazoa, Porifera, Demospongiae, Tetractinellida, Geodiidae.